Molecule: messenger RNA, 1804 nt
Organism: Aureobasidium pullulans EXF-150
Lineage: Eukaryota; Fungi; Ascomycota; Dothideomycetes; Dothideales; Saccotheciaceae
Exons: 1
Coding region: 396-1487 (363 amino acids)
Source: RefSeq, a predicted model, not a curated record
CGACCACUUUCGCGCGAGCAGAUGCCGAGUAUCUCAACUUGCUAUAGAGCCGGUCAUUUAAUCGCAGCAAUUAGCAAUCGCUCAAAGUAGGUAUAUACAUGCCUGCCAGCAUGCGAAGCGCAUGAGAGCAUGGCGCGAUAAUGCUUUGGUACGAUUCUCAUCGCAACUCAUUGCCUGUCAGAAGCAAACACAGAGCAACGCAUCUACUCCUGCAAUUAGUUCACCGAGCAGUCUCAACGUCAAGUGAUCCACGAACAGGAAAACUUCCGCCAUCACAUACGGUACUAUACGAGCUUGGCGUGAAGCUUGCGAUUUUUCAAACUUGACUCAAUAACGAGGUUUCAUCGUCCUUCCUGCCUGACAAUCUGCUGUUCAGAAACAACACUCUUUCAACCAUGCAUCUGAACCACAAGAUUCCUUGGAAUGCCAUCGCCGGUCAUCUUGUUCUGAUCAGGUCAAAUCCGAGCUGUACACCACCACGCAGCGACCUCUUCUGGAAUAAAGGAUAUGGUAAAGAUGCGGUCGCUGAGAAAGCAACACUUCAGAAAGUUCAAGAUCAUUUCAUCCGAGUCUUUAUCUCUACAAUUCGCGAGUUCGCCGCCACGCAGAGUGCCAAACAAGCUUCUCUCCUAGAAAGCCUACCCACCGGAAGAUUGAUCUCGGACGAACUCGUCGCAUUCGCGGAAGAUCGCUAUGAUCUACUGCCACAUGGAGGAAACUCAGUAGAGCACAACCCAAUAGCUCGGGAAGACCAAGAUAUCGAAUCCUGGAGACGAGCAGCGAAUCCGGAAAAUGACCCGAUCGUUGAGCCAAACUACACAACCGCAAAUGCAGACCUGGCCGACGCGACUAAAUUACUCAUCACACUCGCCGCAACCACUGCCAGGAACCCCCUGGAAAGCGCCCUGACAGAAGAAGCACAAAUAGCUCUCCUCCGCCUCUCCACCGAUCCUCUCAUCCCACUACACAGACUGGACAAUCUUUCCUGGGGCCACGGCUUCGGCGUUAGUUUACUAGCAAGCCUAGCACUGGAGAUCUACAUCCUGUUGAACCUCUACGGUGCCAUCAAUGAAUUGCCAGGAGGCAACAAGGGCAAGCUCUCCGUCUUGGAGAUGCAAAGAUUGCUUGAUGUGUUGGGCGGCGAUGCACUUUCCGACUACGAUUAUCCGGCGCAAAACAUACCUCACCGUGCUUAUUGGCAUACAUUGGGUGUGACUUGGGAAUGGAUAAACAAGCAGUGUCAACAUUUAGAUGAAGAUAACGAUGGUUUGCCAACGGCAGAAAGUGGCGGGGCAGUGGCAGAUCCACUUGCUGAGGGUCAAGACGCAGAUGUAAGGGAUAGGCUGAAAGAGUAUCUCAAAACUUGCUUUGCAAUCUUAUACAUGUAUGACGGGUUGAGACGAAAAUGGUAUGGCGAUGAAGAGGCGUGUGAGAAGUGGACGGAGGAAAUCCAAUGGGUUUUCGACAAGAUACGAUGCCGGAGGUGAGCGGGAUCAGCCAUCUUUCCUGUCUUGCUUUGAGAGACCCAAGCAGUAUCUUGCACCAGGAAGUUCAAAAUCUCCUGGAGAGAACCUGUUGCGAUAAUAGCGAAGAGUGUAUGCAUCAAAGUCUUGUGAACUGAUAUGAUGGGCUAUUCUCCUAGCGUGUCUCUUGUGGAGUACAUUUCGACAAAAACUCCGCUUUAAAUAGAGCCGUCCCCGUCUGGACGCUGACCUCCUAUCGGAUGAAGACUUUAGGCGGCGGUCUGUAAAAUACAUGAUACGCAUCAGCGCUGCUGAGAAGCGAAUACACUCUCGGAUGUAAU